GCAGGAGCAUACGCGCGCGUGUGUGUGUGUGUGAGGGAGAAAGAGUGCAAGUGUGUGUGCGUGCAUGUGUCAGAGACACUCACACUCCUCACUGCAAGGAGACACACACACAUCCAUUUUUCUGUCCUGUUUGAAAAGAAGGGGAAAAAGAGGGGAUAAAGAAUCUUAAUAUUAUCCCCCUCGUCCCCUAAUCAACUUUUUCCUCCUCUCUUUUCAAUUUUGGGAUUUUUUUUUUUCUAUUUUUUAAAAUUUUUUCUUACCUGACUUGGAAUUUAAACUGAUCAAUUUACCUGUCUGUCAAGGCAAGACAUACCUCAUGGAUUUAUACCUGUUUGGAUAUUUUAUGUGCGUGUGGUUGUCCAGUUCCAGGGUGCAUGGAGGCUAUCCCAUCUGGUGGUCCCUGGCCCUGGGGCAGCAGUACUCCUCUCUGGGCUCCCAGCCCAUCCUGUGCGGCUCCAUCCCCGGCCUGGUGCCCAAGCAGCUCCGCUUCUGCCGCAACUACAUCGAGAUCAUGCCCAGCGUGGCCGAGGGCGUCAAGCUGGGCAUCCAGGAGUGCCAGCACCAGUUCCGAGGGCGGCGCUGGAACUGCACCACCAUCGAGGACAACCUGGCCAUCUUCGGGCCCGUGCUGGACAAGGCUACCCGGGAGUCGGCGUUCGUGCACGCCAUCGCGUCGGCCGGGGUGGCGUUCGCCGUGACGCGGUCCUGCGCCGAGGGGACCUCCACCAUGUGCGGCUGCGACUCGCACCACAAGGGCCCGCCCGGCGAGGGCUGGAAGUGGGGCGGCUGCAGCGAGGACGCCGAGUUCGGGGUGCUGGUGUCCCGCGAGUUCGCCGACGCCCGGGAGAACCGCCCCGACGCCCGCUCAGCCAUGAACCGGCACAACAACGAGGCGGGCCGUACGACCAUCCUGGACCACAUGCACCUGCGCUGCAAGUGCCACGGGCUGUCGGGCAGCUGCGAGGUGAAGACGUGCUGGUGGGCGCAGCCGGACUUCCGCACGCUGGGCGACUUCCUGAAGGACAAGUACGACAGCGCCUCGGAGAUGGUGGUGGAGAAGCACCGGGAGUCGCGGGGCUGGGUGGAGACGCUGCGCGCCAAGUACGCCUUCUUCAAGCACCCGACGGAGCGCGACCUGGUCUACUACGAGAGCUCGCCCAACUUCUGCGAGCCCAACCCGGAGACGGGCUCCUUCGGCACGCGGGACCGCGUCUGCAACGUGUCCUCGCACGGCAUCGAGGGCUGCGACCUGCUCUGCUGCGGCCGCGGCCACAACACGCGGACUGAGAAGCGCAAGGAGAAGUGCCACUGCAUCUUCCACUGGUGCUGCUACGUCAGCUGCCAGGAGUGCGUGCGCGUCUACGACGUCCACACCUGCAAGUGAGGCCGGGCGUGCGGCGCACGGACUGUGCGGCUCGCGCAGCCCCAGAAACACGCAGACAAACGCGAAAACACACGCGCGCACACAUGAACACACACGCAAGUACA
Messenger RNA from Anguilla anguilla (European eel), 1488 nucleotides. RefSeq names its product wingless-type MMTV integration site family, member 3 (gene wnt3). Gene Ontology annotation, cellular component: extracellular region. Gene Ontology annotation, molecular function: cytokine activity; frizzled binding. The record is from RefSeq and is a predicted model, not a curated record. Lineage: Eukaryota; Metazoa; Chordata; Actinopteri; Anguilliformes; Anguillidae. Gene Ontology annotation, biological process: multicellular organism development; neuron differentiation; canonical Wnt signaling pathway. The transcript has 4 exons. Bases 317 to 1384 code for a protein of 355 amino acids.